AUGGUUCCAGAGCCCGGCCCUGUCAACAGUAGCACCCCGGCCUGGAGCCCCGGGCCACCGCCUGCCCCAGGGGGCAGCGGCUGGGUGGCCGCCGCGCUCUGCGUGGUCAUCGUGCUGACGGCGGCCGCCAAUUCGCUGCUUAUCGCGCUCAUCUGCACGCAGCCCGCGCUGCGCAACACGUCUAACUUCUUCCUGGUGUCGCUCUUCACGUCGGACCUGAUGGUGGGGCUGGUGGUGAUGCCCCCGGCCAUGCUGAACGCGCUGUACGGGCGCUGGGUGCUCGCGCGCGGCCUCUGCCUGCUCUGGACCGCCUUCGACGUCAUGUGCUGCAGCGCUUCUAUCCUCAACCUCUGCCUCAUCAGCCUGGACCGCUACCUGCUCAUCCUCUCGCCGCUGCGCUACAAGCUGCGCAUGACGGCCCCCCGGGCCCUGGCGCUCAUCCUGGGGGCCUGGAGCCUCGCGGCGCUUGCCUCCUUCCUGCCCCUCUUGCUGGGCUGGCACGAACUGGGCGACGCUCGGACACCUGCCCCCGGCCAGUGCCGCCUAUUGGCCAGCCUGCCUUUUGUCCUGGUGGCGUCCGGUGUCACCUUCUUCCUGCCUUCGGGAGCCAUCUGCUUCACCUACUGCAGGAUCCUGCUGGCUGCCCGCAAGCAGGCGGUGCAGGUGGCCUCGCUCACCACGGGCAUGGGUGGCCAGGCCUCGGAAACCUUGCAGGUGCCCAGGACCCCACGCCCAGGGAUGGAGUCCGCUGACAGUAGGCGUCUGGCCACCAAGCAUAGCAGGAAGGCCUUGAAGGCCAGCCUGACCCUGGGUGUCCUGCUGGGCAUGUUCUUUAUCACCUGGUUGCCCUUCUUUGUGGCCAACAUAGCUCAGGCCGUGUGUGACUGCAUCUCCCCAGGCCUCUUCGAUGUCCUCACGUGGCUGGGGUACUGCAACAGCACCAUGAACCCUAUCAUCUACCCUCUCUUCAUGCGGGACUUCAAGAGGGCCCUGGGCAGGCUCCUGCCCUGCAUCCACUGUCCCCCGGAGCACCGGGCCAGCCCUGCCUCCCCCUCCAUGUGGACCUCUCACAGUGGUGCGAGACCAGGCCUUAGCCUGCAGCAGGUGCUGCCUCUGCCUCUGCCACCGAACUCCGAUUCAGACUCAGCUUCAGGGGUCACCUCGGGCCUGCAGCUCACAGCCCAGCUUCUGCUGCCUGGAGAGGCAACCCGGGACCCUCCGCCACCCACCAGGGCCACGACUGUGGUCAACUUCUUCGUCAAGGACUCUGUGGAGCCUGAGAUAAAGCAGCUCCCGCUCAGUCCCCCCAGGAACUGACCAGUCAAGAGCUGGCCGGAGGAGAGCCACAGCCAGGGGGCCUCAGCCCACUCUCCCUAACACUGGGAUAUGGUAGGUCUUCCGUGAGUCUGCUGAGCUCCAUGAGGUAUCCUCAGCUAGCCCCCACCUCUUGCUGCAGGCCCCUUGACAUGAGGGGUGAUCAGAAACAUCUCUGUAGGGUGCUCCAGUGCAGUGUCGUUAGUGGUUUGUGUAGUGUGGCUGGGGCCGCUUGGUUCAGGUCAGUAGGAAAGCAAUCUAUCCUCGGCCCUUUCUCUCAUGGUGUGUGGGAGGAAUGUGUCCACCUAGACACCCAGUUCCUGACUGGGCCCAAUCCCCUGCUAUCCGAAGUGCCAUCUUUGGGCUAUUGGGGUUCUCAUAGGCCCUGGGGAGUUUGUUCAAAGUACCCACCCCUCUGCAGAUGUGCUCAAUCAAAACUGUCUGUUCGUGAGCUUCCUCACACCUGCAUUUGCCGGACCUUCAGUCCCCCCAGGGGCAACACUAAUGAGCGCCUUAGGCUGGCAGCUGGGCAGCCAGAAACACGACCCUUUCCUCAACUGUAUGCUGAAGUUCUGGGGCGUGGCACAGGUCUCAAGGGAGAGCAAUGACGCCAACUUGUAAGACAAUGUGAAUGGUCAGUAGGUGGCAAAUUCGGUUGCCAGGUCAGGACCUGGUCAGCCGGGUCCUGGCUCUGGUAGAAGGCCAAGUGUUCUUCACUCCCGGCCUCUAUUCUUCCCUCUCUUCCCUCUCUUUCUCUCUCCCUCUUUUUUCUUAUCUCUCCUUUCUUGCUUUUAUUUCUCACUUGUUCUAGGGUCUCGUGUAAUUCAUGUUCCCUCAAGCUUCCUAUGUGACCGAGGAUGACCCUGAACUUCUAAUCCUCUUGCCUCUACCUCCCAAGUACUGGGAUCACAGGCAUGCGCCAUGCACCACACCGCAGGUUUAUGUGGUGCCAGGGGUGGAACUCAGGGCUUCCUGCAAUCUAGGAAACCACUCUAUCAACCGUGUCCCCAGGGCUCCUUGUUUUCUGUUAGGGCAGCCUUGCGCUAGGCAAGUGCUCUUCACUGAGUCACAUCUCAGCCCCACUGUCUUCCUCCAGCCUAGACUCCCAUACCCUAAUUCGUUCUCCCAGCAUUCUUGUUUUGCUGGGUGGGGACCCUACCACUCAGGGACUUAUUCCAGUCCCAUCCUGCUGUUUUGCCUCUAGAGGCCCAGGAGCUGGUGACUGAUCUUGUGCAACCUCAAGGGUGGGCUUCGCCCACCCCGGGCUUCCCUGAGAGGAAGCAGCUGAUGGAGGCAGAAUAGCCCUUCAUCCUGCCUCUUUUGGUUCUCCUUAGGGUCACUGAAAAAAAGGACAGCUGCUUGGGGGGGAGGGGCAGACACAGCUGAAGUGGGAUGUCCCUGGCUUGGGGGUGAAGCCACAGGCAUGCAUGUGGGCUCUGGCACAGGGCGUGCAUUCAUGGGUAAGGGCAGGGGACUCUCCAUGCUUCUCUGCACCGAGUUUCUCUUCAGCAGAGCUAGGCCCCAGUGUUCAUCAACCCAGGCUCCCAGGCUCUCCCAGUGUGACCAGGAGCUCUCCUUGGUGCUGAUCAUAUUCAACUGGGCCCUGGCAGCAGGGCUUUGGUGCUUCCAAGGCUUUCUCCUUCGCCUCUAGGCCUGCCUGAGGGACUCAAUAAAAACCAGCUGAAGGAA
Meriones unguiculatus (Mongolian gerbil) is the source of this 3003-nucleotide messenger RNA. RefSeq names its product 5-hydroxytryptamine receptor 6 (gene Htr6). Gene Ontology annotation, cellular component: membrane; dendrite. The coding region runs from base 1 to 1317 and encodes 438 amino acids. The record is from RefSeq and is a predicted model, not a curated record. The transcript is spliced from 3 exons. Lineage: Eukaryota; Metazoa; Chordata; Mammalia; Rodentia; Muridae. Gene Ontology annotation, biological process: G protein-coupled receptor signaling pathway, coupled to cyclic nucleotide second messenger; chemical synaptic transmission. Gene Ontology annotation, molecular function: neurotransmitter receptor activity; G protein-coupled serotonin receptor activity.